Messenger RNA from Rhipicephalus microplus (southern cattle tick), 1806 nucleotides. RefSeq names its product muscarinic acetylcholine receptor DM1. Gene Ontology annotation, cellular component: synapse; plasma membrane; dendrite. Gene Ontology annotation, molecular function: G protein-coupled serotonin receptor activity; G protein-coupled acetylcholine receptor activity. Gene Ontology annotation, biological process: chemical synaptic transmission; G protein-coupled receptor signaling pathway, coupled to cyclic nucleotide second messenger; adenylate cyclase-inhibiting G protein-coupled acetylcholine receptor signaling pathway. NCBI's taxonomy places the organism in Eukaryota, Metazoa, Arthropoda, Arachnida, Ixodida, Ixodidae. The record is from RefSeq and is a predicted model, not a curated record.
AUGAGCGCACUCGAGAAAGCCCUCAAUGCCUCCGGGUUGCUCGUCACCACCGAAUACCCCGACGUCAAUGGCACGUUCCACGACUUCAUCACUGGAAACGAAAGCGCCACAAACGGAACAACGACUGGCAUCAACGACAUCAUCGCCGACGUCUUCCCCACGUCACCCUACUCCGUCGGCGAGAUCGUAGUGCUCGCUUCCCUGUCCGCCAUAGCCACCUUCCUCACCAUCGUCGGUAACCUGAUGGUCAUGGUGUCGUUCAAAAUGGACAAGCAGCUGCAGACAAUCAGCAACUACUUUCUGCUCAGUCUGGCCAUCGCCGACUUCUCCAUCGGCGUAAUCUCGAUGCCGCUCAUGACCAUGUACAUCCUCUAUGGCUACUGGCCCAUAGGCGCGGUUGUGUGCGACACCUGGCUAGCCUUCGACUACAUGAACAGCAACGCGUCCGUGCUCAAUCUUCUCGUUAUCUGUUUCGACCGGUACUUUUCGGUAACCAGGCCACUGACCUACCGAGCUAACAGGACGCCCAAGAAAGCGGCCAUCAUGAUUGUUAUGGCUUGGAUCAUAUCAUUCCUGCUGUGGCCGCCGUGGAUAUUCGCCUGGCCAUAUAUUGAAGGGCAACGAACCGUGCCGGAUGAACAUUGCUACAUUCAGUUUCUGGAGACCAACGUUUACAUCACUUUCGGAACGGCCAUCGCCGCCUUCUACUUGCCCGUUUCGGUCAUGUGUGCCUUAUACUGGCGCAUCUGGCUCGAGACGGAGAAACGCAAGAGAGACUUGGGCAGGUUACAGGAAGACCGCAAGAAGAGCGUUCUGAAGCGGAAGUCGACGUCGAGCGUGGGUACCGUCGACUCGGAGGACAUUCGGUUCAGUGAAUCCGAUAGGUCUCGGUCGCAGCUGACUUCUACGCUGAGCCUCGCGACGUCCAAGAGCUCACUUACCGAGACGUCCAAGAUGCAACAACUUCGUGACUUCCUAGGGUCCCUGCUUCAUGUCGGAAACGGAAAGCACCACGAUGACGGUAGGAGUCACCGAAGCUCGCACGGCACCCUGACACCACCCACGGCUGAAACGUCAGUGGAGUCCGUGUCCACGUCGUACCACGAAGAACAUGCGGUAGAGUUCAACCCAUCUGGACAUCUUGAAAGUGGCGAAGAGAGUGCCGUGGUUGCCCUCCCUACCUCCGACCAUGGCGACGAGAAGACAAAAGAGACGUCGCAUUCUUUUGAUUCAGUAUACACGAUACCAGUCGAGCCAGUGACGCAGCCAUCUCCAAACGAGGUAUUGCCGCAGGUUGGUGUCGAUCGCAUCGCUGAAGAAGAGACCGAACAGCCUGAGAUCGUUGACGGAGUGCAGCUUUCGGAGGAACCGGCAACAUCCGAUGGCGUGGCGGCAGCCAAACAUCCUGCGGAUCCUGGCGUGGAACCCAUCAGAAGACCACUAACCACCAGCGCCGUCCAACGACAUGUCAACGCCAAGCAGAUACCCGCGAAGAAGGCCAAGCAGCAACAGGACAAGAAGCAAGACAAGAAAGCCGCCAAGACGCUUAGUGCCAUCUUGCUGGCCUUCAUCAUCACCUGGACGCCGUACAACGUGCUGGUGCUGGUCAAGACCGUCUCUUCCGACCAAGACGCCAUUCCAGUGCACCUGUGGAACUUCGCCUACUACUUCUGCUACAUCAACAGCACGGUGAACCCCCUGUGUUACGCGCUGUGCAACGCUAACUUUCGUCAGACGUACAUCCGCAUUCUGACUUGCAAGUGGCGCAACAGGCGGCGGACGGCCUCCCGCCGGCCUUUCCCGUGA